Molecule: messenger RNA, 2788 nt
Organism: Ruditapes philippinarum (Manila clam)
Lineage: Eukaryota; Metazoa; Mollusca; Bivalvia; Venerida; Veneridae
Product: general transcription factor IIH subunit 2-like
Exons: 13
Coding region: 68-1270 (400 amino acids)
Biological process (GO): DNA-templated transcription; nucleotide-excision repair; regulation of transcription by RNA polymerase II
Cellular component (GO): transcription factor TFIIH holo complex; transcription factor TFIIH core complex
Molecular function (GO): zinc ion binding
Source: RefSeq, a predicted model, not a curated record
CUCUAGAAUAUCAAAAUUCACACAACGAAACUGAUUUUUUUUCCAGUAAUUAAACAACAACAUUACAAUGACAGAAGAUGAUGACAAGGGCUAUCGUUGGGAAACAGAAUAUGAAAAAACAUGGGAAGCGUUGCAGGAGGAUGCAGAAGGUUCGUUACAACCUAGCAUUGACAGCAUGCUGCAUAAAGCUAAGAGAAGAAAAUUACUGGAAAAAAUCUCAAAUGUUAGGCUUGGCAUGAUGAGACAUAUGUUUAUCAUUAUUGAUAUGUCUGUUUCUAUGGAUGACCAGGACCUUAAACCUACAAGACUUAUAGCUUCUUUAAAGUUACUAGAACGUUUUAUAGAAGAAUAUUUUGAUCAGAAUCCAAUCAGUCAACUGGGUAUUAUAGUUACAAAGAAUAAAAGAGCUGAAAAGGUGACAGAACUUGGAGGUAAUCCCAGACGACAUAUAGCAGCUAUACAGAAAUUGAAAGAGAGGGUGUGUCAGGGUGAACCUUCGCUACAGAAUUCCCUAGAGUUGGCCAUACAGACUCUCAGACAUAUGCCGAGCCAUGCCAGUAGAGAAGUUUUGGUACUAUUUGCUAGUUUAACAACAUGUGAUCCUGGAGAUAUCCUAGAAACAUUACGGUUGUUAAAGGAGACAAAUGUGAGAUGUUCCAUGAUAGGUCUGGCAGCAGAGGUUAGAAUCUGUAAAAAGCUUUGUACAGACACAAAUGGUAAAUACACUGUUAUUCUAGAUGAAAGUCAUUUCAAAGAUUUACUUAACCAGCAUACCAGUCCACCACCUGCAAUGAUGAACACGGAGUCAUCACUAAUCAGGAUGGGGUUUCCACAUCAUCACCUCGGUGGAGAGAGGUCUGGCGAUAAACCCUCCAUGUGCAUGUGUCAUUUAGACAGUAAAUCUGUUGAGGGGUUCAGUACCACUGGAUAUUUCUGCCCUCAGUGUAAGAGUAAAUAUUGUGAACUACCAGUAGAAUGUAAGGCGUGUGGUCUUACACUUGUGUCAGCACCUCAUCUAGCAAGAUCCUACCAUCAUCUCUUUCCACUUGACCAGUCAUUAGAAAUUCCAGUCACAGAUUUUGAUCCUGGGCAAAACAUAUACUGCUAUGCAUGUCAGAUUCAGAUACAGGACCAAACUGUGUACCAGUGUAGAAAGUGCAAGCGUAUAUUCUGUAUUGACUGUGAUAUAUUUGUGCACGAGACUCUUCACUCCUGCCCGGGAUGUGCAAGCUCUCGUAAAACCCAGACUGCAGAAGCUGUCUUUGUUUGAACAUUAUACCGUUACCAAAUUUGUGACACUGAGGUUCAGAAAAUGAAGAUUACGUUGUGAACUUAAAAGUACAGGAAAAAGCUGACAACACUAAACAAGAAGAAAAGUGUAGCAAGAGAAAGAAAAGUAUGGAAGUAAAAGCAAAGAAAUUAAAGGGAAAUUAUACAUGUUAAGUAUUGACAGAAUGUAAUGCAGAGAAAAUGGUGCACAUAAAACAGUGACCAUAUAACAGUGAACUAGGUUUAAUGUAUAGGAAACAGUGAACAAGAAAUGGCUUAAUUGUAGUGUUGCAUAGUAAACAGUGAACUUGGUAUUUUCUCACAAAUAAACAGAAAACAUAUAGUAGAAACACCUCACUGAAAACCGUGCAUUAAACAGGGAACUGAGAAUAGUGUACAGUACUGUAAACAGUGAACUAAGAAUAGUGUACAGUAAACAGUGAACUGGAAAUAGACAAGAUAAGAGGUCAGGCAAAUGAUUCAAUUUCAAUAGUAAGUUGUGGUGUUAACGCGUCAUACUAGUAAACUAAGGAUUGCAGGCCAUUUGGGUUCAAACCCUGCCAAGGGACAAGUUGUAGUUUCUGUGAGCAAGAAACUUUACACUCAUUGCUUAGAACCGGUUGGUUCCAGAGUGUUUCAAUAAACAUAAAGCUUCCAACACAAUCAAACUAAAAAUAAAUUGUACAUUUAAUCCCAAAGGGGUUGUGUAUUUUCUGUACCUUAUAAAUGUAAAAACUAAUAUUACAAGAUGAUGAUGAGAUAAAAUUUAUAUUAAUAUUGAAUUUGUUGAUUCAUGAUAAUUGAAAUCUCAAGAAUCAAUUUACAACUAAUAUUUUCAAAUUGAUACAUAUCUGUGUUGGUAGUCCAUACAUGAUGAAUUAAAGCAGCACCCCUUCAGAUUCCUGCUAAUGUUCAUAAAGUUUUUGGAAAUGUAUUUAAAAGUAAAGUAAAGUUAGGUAAACAAAUAAUUUACAUAUUGCAGUCGGCACUUAGAAUCCACGAAAAUUACCAAAAAGUGGUCAACAUAUGCAAAAACAGCCCUUACUGAGUUAGUAACCCAGUAGAAAUAUGGUAAUGAAAUACUGCAAAAUCAGUGUUAAACAGCACAUAACAUGAAAAAUAUAACUUGGAUCUUGAUUGAUUUUACCUUUCUUAAAAGUUUAGUGCAUUUUUCUUAAUAUUGAUUUUCUUGAAAUAUUUUAGAUCAUCUUGAGCCAUGCAGCUUUUAUAAUGAAAGUAACAAAAAGCAGAUUCAACAUAAAAUUGAUUCACAUAGUACAUGUAGUUGUUUUUUGAUAUGCCAUCGAGUGAUGGAUUUAAAUCGUUCAGUUGAAAUAUUGAUUGAAACUGUUUUAUCAUGAAUUUGUUAUGUUAUAUGCUUAGGAAUUGCUUGGUAUAGAAUAAAGCAAGUCAAUUUUCUACACAUUUAUAUUCAAGAAUCACUAGGGUAAAAAGUUAAUGAUGUAGGUCUCAUAGGGCAUUUGUUUCUUUUUGAAUAUUAAAUUGAAUAAUAAAUUUU